Lodderomyces parapsilosis is the source of this 2100-nucleotide messenger RNA. It is a transcript of the gene YPS7, whose product is annotated as putative aspartic endopeptidase. The transcript has a single exon. The coding region runs from base 1 to 2100 and encodes 699 amino acids. Lineage: Eukaryota; Fungi; Ascomycota; Pichiomycetes; Serinales; Debaryomycetaceae. The record is from RefSeq and is a predicted model, not a curated record.
AUGUAUAACCAUACUCACUUCAGAAUAGCCUUUAUACUACUGCUUUUACCGCUUCUGGUACUGCUGCUACUACUGGUACUGCUGCCACUGCUGCCACUGCUGCUACUGUUAUCCCCAUCACUGACACAUUCCAACUUCAAUAGUCUUGGUCUGAUUUCCAAUUCACCAAAUACAAUUGUGCAUAAACGUGAUUCAAAUGAAGAGGAGGAUGUGGUACAAUUUACAAUUGCACGACCUACACCAACACAAGCUGCUGUACUGCAAAAUCCCUCAAAUCGAAACACCACCACCACCACCACCAGCAUAUCAAUCGCAUCUUCACAAUCAACUGAAAACCAAAACGACGAAGAUGUUUUCAAAUUGGUUUUCACUGUUGGCGCCGACGAUUCUUACUACAAUGCACGGUUCCGAUUUGGCAAAACUGGUUUAAAAAAUGACACAAACGCCUCAAAUUUACAAGACAUUGGACUUCGAUUAGACUUGAUCCAACCAGAAGUAUGGGUCAUGAAUGGACACAGCUAUAAAGAUUGUGCCGAAAUUUAUAGGUCUCGAAGUAGUGUAUUGAAUGAGUACCUGAGUGAGUCCACGAUACCGUCAUCGGUCACUGCUGCUCCAUUAUUCACAACAAAUUGUGGUAAACGAGGGUUAUACACAAGCUCUACCGGGGACACUAUGCCCUCGCCACUGGGUGUUGGAGAUGCCUCAAUCAACAAUGGUGAUCCGUACAUUAUCCCCUACAUGAAUCCAAUUCGAGCCAGUGGGGAAUUUGUAACUGAUGAUUUCAAUUUUAAUCUAACUCUGGGCUACAUGUUUGAAAUGCCAAAUUUCACAUUUGUCAAUGUUAAUGAAACAAGUAUGUAUGUUGGCGGACUAGGAUUGGCCAGUUACCCUAGGGGAAAUGGGUUCCUAUCACGAUUAGUACAACUGGGCAUCAUCAAAUCACAAAGUUAUUCACUUUGGUUUAGUAAUUCAUCAUCAACUACACAAUCCUCAGCACCACCACCGGAAAACCAUUCAUUUGCUGAAUUGAUACCUGGCGUUGUUAACCAGAAAUAUUACAUUGGUGACUUGUAUUCCAUUGAUAUGAUUCCUCAUUCUGGUUCACGAUUCAAUUACACUCAAGCGGCAACAAAUGCCGAGUUGGCAAAUUUGAUUAUACCUAUUAUAAAUUUAGACAAUGUUAAAAUCGAAAGAGUAGAUACUGGUCAAAGUUUGUCAAUCAAAUCCGAUGAAGGUGAGGCCUUGCCGGUAUUGCUAGAUUCAAGAAUAUUGUAUUCAUACUUGCCAUUGAAUGUUAUUAUUAAUUUGGCAAUUCAAACUAAUGCUUAUUAUAGUUCAGAAGCCAAUCGAUGGUUAGUUGAAUGUGAUACGUUAACUUCAAACGGUAAUGCGACAAUUGAUUUUGUCAUUGGCUCCGUAACGGUACAGAUACCAUUGCGUGAGUUUUUGGUGGAUGCUGUUUAUCAAGGAUAUAAUUUGGAAUUUGAAAGUGGCAACAAGGCGUGUUUCUUGACGUUUUUAAGAACUGAUUCUGCUGGCUUUAAUUCUUUGGGGUUGCCCUUUUUAAAACAUAUUUAUCUUGUUGUUGAUAACGAUGGGAAACAAGUGGCAUUGGCAAACAGCAACAAGUAUCUCGAUGUUGAUGAUACAGAAUUGCUUCACUUGGAUGAAAGUGACCCACUCCCAGCUUAUAAUUAUUCAUCAGUGGCACCAGCCGAUAAAAACAUUUCAUCAAUUGCAUAUAUCGAAUCGGGAACCAUCCCCUUUGCAACACCAAUGACAUAUGCCAAUGUAGGCAAUGUCACUUCACCAGCCAUUACUUUAUCGUAUUCGGAAGUUACUCCCAAUGCUGGUGAAACUGUUGCAUUGGAUAUCCCAGCUAGGUUGAGCGGCGCUUUGAUUAAAUCGGGGUCUAUAUUCGUCACUGGAGUCACGGCAAGUUCAUCAAGAAGUUCAACUCAAACGUCAUCAACUUCUCUGGGUGAUGCUCCAGUGUUGCAAGUAGUUGGAAUUGGACAUGUUUACGUGGGUGAUGGUAAACUUUCUGUUUGGAUUAGUUUGGUUAGUAUCUUGUUUGGGUUGUGUUUGGUAAUGGCAUGA